Molecule: messenger RNA, 1784 nt
Organism: Medicago truncatula (barrel medic)
Lineage: Eukaryota; Viridiplantae; Streptophyta; Magnoliopsida; Fabales; Fabaceae
Product: multiple organellar RNA editing factor 1, mitochondrial
Exons: 5
Coding region: 16-1485 (489 amino acids)
Biological process (GO): mitochondrial mRNA modification; cytidine to uridine editing
Cellular component (GO): mitochondrion
Source: RefSeq, a predicted model, not a curated record
ACCGGUCGAACCGCCAUGGCAUCGUCAGAUAUACUUGUAUCAGCAUUUCAUUUUACGAAGCCUCUCAAAACCCUACUUUCACCAAAACCCUUACUCUCUACAACCACCGCCAUGGCAUCGUCGCUAAUUCUCCUCCGCCGUAGCCUGAGAUCACUCUCCGGCAUCCACCACUCCUUCUCAGCUACUGCGACUUCGCUUUCGGUCCCAAUUACCGGUUCUAUUUCAUCACAUUUUUCACUUUCGAAAUCCCCAAACGUAGUCGACGGCAUUCAAUCCCGUUCAUUCAGAUCAACCUCGAUUUCUCUCUUGUCUUCUCGCUACGGAGAGACAUCAGAACUCAGUCCAGAGAUUGGUCCUGACACCAUCCUCUUCGAAGGUUGCGAUUACAAUCACUGGCUCUUCGUUUGUGAUUUUCCCAGAGAUAACAAACCUCCACCUGAAGAAAUGAUUCGUAUUUAUGAAGAAACUUGUGCCAAGGGUCUCAAUAUCAGUGUGGAAGAGGCGAAGAAGAAGAUUUAUGCUUGCAGUACAACCACUUACACUGGAUUUCAAGCUGUUAUGACUGAAGAAGAGUCCAAGAAAUUUGAAGGUAUUCCCGGAGUUAUCUUUGUGUUGCCAGAUUCUUACAUUGACCCUGUGAACAAGCAGUAUGGAGGAGAUCAGUACAUUGAAGGACAAAUCAUCCCUCGACCUCCACCAGUACAAUUUGGGAGAAAUCUAGGAGGAAGACGAGACUAUCGGCAAAAUAAUCAAUUGCCUAACAAUCGAGGGAAUCCCUCUUACAACAAUCGGGAUUCCAUGCCAAGGGAUGGUAGAAACUAUGGACCUCCACAAAAUUUUCCACCUCAACAGAACCAUGGCCAAGCAUCACACAUUCCUCCACAACAAAACAUUGGCCAACAACAACCAAAUAUCCGGAUUGAUUCAACAUCGCAGCGUUUUCCACCCCAGCAAAGCUAUGAUCAAGCAUCACAGCGUUAUCCACCCCAACAGAGCUAUGAUCAAGCAUCACAAGGUUAUCUACCCAAACAAAACUAUGGUCAAGCUCCACAAAAUUAUUCAGCCCCUCAAGCGCCACAAAAUUAUUCCCAACAGCAAACCUAUGGUCCUGCUUCGCCACAGUAUCCACCACAGCAGAGCUUUGGUCCACUGGGAGAAGGAGAAAGAAGAAAUUAUGCGCCACAGCAGAACUUUGGACCACCGGGAGAAGUAGACAGAAGAAAUUAUGCGCCGCAGCAGAACUUUGGCCCGCCAAGACAAGGAGAAAGAAGAAAUUAUGUGCCACAGCAGAACUUUGGACCACCGGGACAGGGAGAAAGAGGAAACUCUGUGCCUAGUGAAGGUGGAUGGGAUUUCAAACCAUCAUAUAUGGAGGAAUUUGAACAAGGCCAGAAGGGGAAUAAUCAUGCUGAAGAACAGAAGGAGUCCCAACAAAGAUUUCCGCCUCCUGGCCCUGGCAAUUUUACUGGAGAGGGAAGAUAUUGAUAGUAGUUUGGGACCUCAUGGGAGGCCUUUGCUGAAGUUACCAAAUUGCAUUCUAAGUUGAUUGCAUGUCCUUGCCAAUGGGGUCAAUAAUUGAAUCUAUUGAUUUAUCAUUGUAUAUCUGUCCAUGUUCUGUUUUCAUUUACAAAGAAUGUGGUAUGUAGGCUCUUACCAGCUGCUUGCCUGCUUUUGUUAAAAUGUUUGAACUGGUUUAUGUUUGAACUAGGACAUUGUUUGUGACAAUGUGUUCAUCUCUAUCUUUAACUUAUAUGUUAUCCUUUAUAAUUUGCACUACUAAAAAA